Molecule: messenger RNA, 615 nt
Organism: Lontra canadensis (Northern American river otter)
Lineage: Eukaryota; Metazoa; Chordata; Mammalia; Carnivora; Mustelidae
Product: cytochrome c oxidase subunit 7A2, mitochondrial-like
Exons: 1
Coding region: 364-615 (83 amino acids)
Biological process (GO): mitochondrial respirasome assembly; mitochondrial electron transport, cytochrome c to oxygen; regulation of oxidative phosphorylation
Source: RefSeq, a predicted model, not a curated record
GGCAGACACUUAACAACUGAGCCACCGAGGCACCCCUCACUCAUUUUCUCUUAAAAUGGGCCAACGAGAUAUUAUUAAGAUCCCUACUAAGCAAAUGAGGAAAACCAAGCCCCAGAGAGGUAAAGCCAUUUGUCUCAAGGUCACAUGGCUAAAAAAUGGCAGAGUAGAAGUUCACAUCCAAGCAGGCUAGUUUCAGGAUCUGUGCUUGUGACCUUAUGUUACAAAAUAAAGUGUAAUCAUCAAUCACAAUUUAGAAUCCAAACAUCUGCCCAGUUUUAAGAAAUUAAGAACAUCCUAGGUCAGGUGGGGAGUUUUGUUCUUGGUGGUUGGUUGUUGAGGUGAGUGGGUAUUAACUGAGCCAAGAUGCUGCGGAAUCUGCUGGCUCUUCAUCAGACUGCCCAGAGGACCAUAAGUACUGCUUCACGCAGGCAGAUUGAAAAUAAAGUUCCAGAGAAACAAAAGCUAUUUCAGGAGGAUAAUGGAAUUCCACUGCAUCUAAAGGGUGGAGUAGCUGAGGCCCUCCUGUUUAGAGCUACUAUGACGCUUAGAGUUGGUGGAACAGCAUAUGCCAUAUAUCAGCUAGCUAUGUCUUCAUUUCCCAAGAAGCAGGAUUGA